AUGGCCGCCGGCGGCAUCGCGGCUCACAGACGCGGGGGCCUGAGCCGAGCGGUCUCUUAUUUCUGUGUAUUGUUAGUUCUCCUUUUCACAAAUGUAUACAGUCAGUCACAGGAACACAGUUUCCUUCUUCUUUGCUGCCUCACUGCACAAAAAUACAUUUAUCCAAGUCAUCUAUUGGUCAUCAAGUUUUACAGGCGCCAAACCAUAUCUCUCACUGAAAGUCUGCUUGGAAUAAUUGAAAUCAUUAUUUCGUCCUGCAGUGACACUGACGUCCACACGGUGGCAUCGUUGCUCAAACUGUACCUGAGGGAGCUGCCGGAACCCGUGGUUCCCUGGAGCCAAUACCAAGACUCUGACGCAGCCUACAAGAUCGACCCCAGCACCACGGGCCUGGAGAGCUUGGAGAAACAGAUCGCCCUCAUUCCCAGGAUAAACUACAACCUGCUGGGCUACAUCUGCAGGUUCCUGUUCGAGGUGCAGCUGGAGUCCAAGGUGAACAAGAUGAGCGUGGAGAACCUGGCGACCGAUGGAAUCAACCUGCUGAAGCCCCAGAUAGAGGACCCCAUCACCAUGAUGAAAGCCACGCCCCAGAUCCAGCGGCUGAUGACGCUGAUGAUCCACCACGAGGAGCUCUUCCCCCCCGCCCGGGACCUCCCGCCCUCGCCCCCCGCCAGCAAGACCCGGAAGAAGAAGAGCAGCGCCCCCCGGAGCUUCGUGGGCUGGGAGGGGGCCGAGAUGGCCGACGCCUCGCUGUCCGAGUCCCCCGAGGAGGACGAGGACAACGACAGGCGGAGGACGGCAGCCCCCACCCAGCCCUUCCCCUCCCGCCUGGACCCCUCCGCCUCCAGCCCCCGCAAGCGCACCCAGGACGCUGCCCAGCUUCCAGCAGCCCCCCCGGGGGGCCGCCAAGAAGGGGAGGCCCUGAACCAGCGGAGCUGCACGCAGGACGUCCCGGAGGAGAGGAUGGGGACGCUGUCGGAGGACAUCUUCAAGAUCCUGGACCUCCACCGGGUGGCGCUGUUCGGGAGCAAGACGGAGCGGGAGGCGGGCCAGGAGGGCGGGGAUGUGAGACGGAGAGGAAGCCGGGGCUCCGCCUCUUCCCCCAAAUCCCCGAGAGUCCCCCGGGCGUCUGAAGAUCCCCCAGCACCUGCUGAACCACAGAGCCCCCAGGCCUUCAGCGGCUCAGGUCCUGGUCCUGGUCCUGGUCCUGACCCUGACCCUGGUCCUGGUCCUGGUCCUGACCCUGGUCCUGCUCCUAGUCCAGGCCCUAGUCUUACUCCUGCUCCUAGUCCAGGUCCUGGUCUUGGCUCCAGCCAGCCAGAGAGCCAACAGACCCUCCAGCAGAUCAUUGAGAGCCUGCAGCAGAGGAACGCUGAGCUGUCCUCCACCGUGACCCAGCUGACCUCCUCCCUGGAAGAAGAGCGCCGCCGUGUGGCCGCCCUGGAGGCGUGUCUGAGGAGCGCUGGCCGCAGCCACGACCACCCCUGCCCCGACCUGAACACAAUACUGUGACACAUCACCCAGCGGCCAUCUUGGAUGGCCAUCUCGGGCGGCCAUCUUGAAUGGCCAUCUCGGGCGGCCAUCUUGGAUGGCCAUCUCGGGCGGCCAUCUCGGUGCUCAACGGUAACUGGGUGGAGGACAUCAAAGCAGAACACAUCCAGUUAGCUCCACCCGGCUCCACGUAGAACCAAGAUGGCCGCCUGUCAGGGAUGGCUCGUUCUCACGGGAACCUGAACGCCGUUCUUUAGAACACAAUUACAAUUACAAUCAGGGCAUUUAGCAGACGCUUUUAUCCAAAGCGACUGACAUCGGUUAACACACACAUUGACACACCGACGGCAGAGUCAACCAUGCAAGGCGACAGCCAGCUCGUCAGGAGCGGUUAGGGUUAAGUGUCUCGCUCAGGGACACAUCAACACUCAGCUAGGAGGAGCUGGGGAUCAAACUAGCAACUAGCUCUACCUCCUGAGCUAAGCCCGACCCCCCCAACCCCUCAACACGGUUGCUGAGUUACGAGUGUAAGGCCUGUGUUGCCCAAUGUUUAUCAUGUUAUUUUUAUUAUUAUGUUAAGAGAUUCACAUUAAGGACCACCACUAUUUUAUCACCUUGCUCAAAGACAGACUAUGCUUUUCCUCAGCAUCUUAAAAUAUUUUAGCAUCGAAUGUAUCAAAAUUACAGUAUCGAAUGUCAAGUCAUUUAAAAUGUUUUGUGCCAUGAAUAAAGUUCAACAAACCUCUUUAA
Molecule: messenger RNA, 2241 nt
Organism: Gadus macrocephalus (Pacific cod)
Lineage: Eukaryota; Metazoa; Chordata; Actinopteri; Gadiformes; Gadidae
Product: rho GTPase-activating protein 25-like
Biological process (GO): signal transduction; actin filament organization; activation of GTPase activity
Cellular component (GO): phagocytic cup
Molecular function (GO): GTPase activator activity
Source: RefSeq, a predicted model, not a curated record